Messenger RNA from Helobdella robusta, 339 nucleotides. RefSeq lists its product as hypothetical. The record is from RefSeq and is a predicted model, not a curated record. NCBI's taxonomy places the organism in Eukaryota, Metazoa, Annelida, Clitellata, Rhynchobdellida, Glossiphoniidae. The transcript has 2 exons. The coding region runs from base 1 to 339 and encodes 112 amino acids.
AUGAUUGGUCAGCCGAACAAGAACAUCGUCAUCGUCACCCUCUCUUUCAUCAUCUUCUCACCUUUACAUCUUUCUCUCCAGCAUUCCCUCUCAUCGUCAGAGCCAAAAUUGGACGCCGAAAACAGCGCGACAGAAGACGGUGACGUCGCAGAGGCAAAUUAUUUUGAAUCAAACAGCAAGAUGAGGUCAGGGAUGAAGAAACGAUCUCUAGAAAAGCCAGCACUCUGGGAGUUUCUCCUCUUUCCAAUCCCCGCUAUGAUCAGCAAGUACCUUUGGAACCAUCCGCGGAAAUCGGUCAAUAAUAGCAAACGUAGAGGGAAACUCAGAUUCAUAGGUUAA